AUGGCAAGCAGUGCAGAGGUCAUCUCUCAACUCAUCGCAUACUGGGGCUUCUCGUGCCCAAAGGAUGGAAGCUUCUACAUCUGUCCUGAAAUGAAGCACGAGUUUCUCGGUUGCUGCACCGUCGACCCAUGCACCGAGGAACGAAAUGGUGUCUGCCCGGACGACGAACUCCAAGUUGCAUCCUUCUCUUCCGCAAAAUACAAACUUCUUCCGGGUCAAUCAUGCGACGUCUCAAUUCAAGAAGCAGUAUUCUACACAUGCGCAAAUGCUGCGCCUCCAUUUAUGGGUUGUUGCGCUGACAAUCCCUGUAACGCUGGUUGUCCCAAGGAUAAAUUAAGACCGACGGUUUUGAAUAAGUUGCCGGGUGAGGAAUGGAAACGUGACUAUAUACUCAACCCUGCCGGCACCGGCAUCAGCUAUAACAGCACCAAGACCAAACCCGAGGCCCCCAGCAGCAGCAGUGCCGAGCCCGAACCCGAGCCCCCCAGCAGCAGCACUGGAGGACUAUCCACUGGCGCCAUUGCCGGCAUCGCUGUAGGGGCUGUUAUUGCAGUUCUCAUCAUUGUUGCUGGGAUUCUGUGGAGGUGCGGAUGGUUUCCUAAGAAGAAGAAGGAAGGGAACAUACAGGAAGGGGAUGUGCCCGGAGCAGCCAUGUCUCAAAUGGGCCCCAUGACUCCCAUGGGCCAGCAAGCAUACCUACACCAAGGACAUCAGGGAUACGGACACGUCGAUGAGAGCGGACGGUCAGUCAUGAGCAGCCCAAGUACAGGCUACAUGCGAGACUCAUAUGUGAGUGGUCUCACUGCUACCGGCAGCCAGUAUGGCCCUCUUUCUCCCGCCUUCUCCAAGGCAGGUUUUCAGAGCCAACACACGUCACCGAAUCUUGGGCAAGAAGGCUUUGAUCAAAAGUACGGCUACAAUGCUUUCACAGGCUACCCGAACAACGGGCUGGGACUAGAUACCGUUUCAGAAUUACCUGUCACCGACCACCAUUAUGGCGCGCAGGAACUACCCGCGGGGAACCAUCCCGGAUUUGAGAUGGACGCCGGCGCCGUUCAGCGUCCAGAGGAACAAAAUAGGCCACAGCAGCAUGUGGGCUACCAGGAGGGCGACCGGCAGGACGUUAACCAGGAGCAAGCUGCUCUGCAUGGCGAUGAGAGGAGGAAUUGA
Neurospora hispaniola is the source of this 1170-nucleotide messenger RNA. RefSeq lists its product as uncharacterized. The record is from RefSeq and is a predicted model, not a curated record. The transcript is spliced from 2 exons. Lineage: Eukaryota; Fungi; Ascomycota; Sordariomycetes; Sordariales; Sordariaceae. Bases 1 to 1170 code for a protein of 389 amino acids.